AUGACAAAGGGCUGGUGCGGCGACCUCGCUCUGCUGCUGCCCAAGACCAUCACCGACGACGACUGCCGCUUGAUUUGCUCCCGCGCCAUGUAUGCGCACGUCAAGGUGCAGUGCCGCGUGUGCGACGGUACCUGGCAUUGUGUCGUCCUCACCCACCUCGGCGCCGCCGCGAUGACGAACUCGGGUGUCGAGUCCUCGCCGAAGUCGCUGUCGUCGGGGGCCACAUCGACCUUCUGCAGAGUCAUUUGCACGACCAUGACGUCGACGCAGCCAGCCUUUACAGAGCGCCGUCUUGCGAUGGGAUGCCGAAGACGACACGACGGACCGCGCCAUGGCCCAGGCGGCGGCGCACAAGUUCUGCCCCUGCUUACUCUUGGGAAGAACGUGUGCUCGACGACCGUGAUGGACCAAGCCGCGACGGCCACCUGCAUAUCGUUCGUGCCUCGCCACGCACCAGCGUGA
This is a messenger RNA of Saprolegnia parasitica CBS 223.65, 462 nucleotides long. RefSeq lists its product as hypothetical. NCBI's taxonomy places the organism in Eukaryota, Oomycota, Saprolegniomycetes, Saprolegniales, Saprolegniaceae. The transcript has a single exon. The coding region runs from base 1 to 462 and encodes 153 amino acids. The record is from RefSeq and is a predicted model, not a curated record.